Messenger RNA from Dioscorea cayenensis subsp. rotundata (Guinea yam), 6363 nucleotides. Its product is annotated as protein NETWORKED 1A-like. Gene Ontology annotation, cellular component: plasma membrane. Gene Ontology annotation, molecular function: actin filament binding. The record is from RefSeq and is a predicted model, not a curated record. Lineage: Eukaryota; Viridiplantae; Streptophyta; Magnoliopsida; Dioscoreales; Dioscoreaceae.
GCCACCAAAGUGCAAAGGAAUACUGCGUUUUUCCAAGGCAAACAGAGCAGCCAUCUCCUUCCCCUUCUCUCCUUCUACUUCUCUGCCCUUUUCUUUCUGCUUCUUUUUUGCUUUUAAUCAUCGUCCACUAAUUCCGCGCUGUAAUUCCAUAAUCUUCCUCGAUUUCAGAUCUCUUUUUCAUUCCCAUUGUCCCUGUGCCUCUCUCUCUCUCUCGUUCUCUGUUAAUCUUUGUUUUUUCCUGCUGCUUUUGUUGUUUUUUUAUUCGUUUGGAGAUAAUUGAAGAGGAAGUCGGUGGUUGCUUUCGGUUUGGGAAGAUGGGCUGAGAGUUUGAUGAAAAAGCAGCUGGGAAUCUUUCUGAGCAGCUGCUUUGCAGAGGAAAAAUUCCAUCUUUUGGUCUGGUGAAUUUAAUCCUGCUAAAGCAAAAUAUCAAGUAUCCAUCUUGCUUUUGUGGACUUUAUUUGAGAAGAUAGUUCUUUUCAAGUGGCUUAUUGUCUCUUAAGUUAAUUCUCUCUUGGAUCUGUUACCUAAGUUUUUACUGGUACAAGGAUCAGUCCUUUUUUUGAAAGCAAAACAGAUAGUAUUGGUUUAGUUGUCCAUAGUCAUGGCAACACUGUCGAAAGCUGAAUCUCGACGUCUUUACUCCUGGUGGUGGGAUAGUCACAAUAGCCCAAAGAACUCAAGAUGGCUUCAAGAAAACCUUUCAGAUAUGGAUGCCAAAGUAAAAGCGAUGAUCAAGUUUUUAGAAGAGGAUGCUGAUUCCUUUGCAAGAAGGGCUGAGAUGUUCUAUAAGAAACGUCCUGAGCUUUUGAAACUGGUAGAAGAAUUUUACCGAGCAUACCGUGCUUUAGCAGAGAGAUAUGAUCAUGCAACUGGGGCACUUCGCCAAGCUCAGCGAACAAUGGCUGAAGCAUUUCCAAACCAAGUGCCAUUCGUUAUUACUGAUGAGCCGAACUCUGGUUCUUCUGCUUUUGAACCUGAAAUUCGUAGUCCUGAUAAAAGAUCAUUUCCAACUUAUUUUGAUCCUGAUGAUUUGCAAAAGGAUACGCCACACUUUCAUGCUGUCAAAAGGAACGGAGCAUAUUCCGACGAGCAUGAUGCAUUAUCAGGCAAAAAUGGAUUGAAGCAGCUGAAUGAGUUGUUUUCUGCUGGAGAAGUGGUGGCUCAAUCAAAGUUAGGUCAGGAUAAAGGUUAUGAGCCAAAACCUCGGCGUGGAUUGAGAGAUUUGCAAAAGCAUGAUUUUGCCGAGAAAGAGAACAUCAGCAAUGAAAUUAAACGUCUGCAGGAAGAACUUUCCCAGAUGUCGAAGGAGAAGAAGGUUCUUGAUAACCAAAUCAUUUCAGAGUCUCACCGGGCUGAUAAAGCUGAAGCAGAAAUCCAAAGCCUGAAAGACAUAAUGUCUAAAUUAAAUUCUGAGAAGGAAGCUGCUUAUCUUCAGUACCAGUUAUGCCUGGAAAGGCUGUCAAACCUUGAGGCUCAGAUGUCUCGAACACAAGAAGAGUUCAGGAAGCUGAAUGAUAACAUGCGGACAGGAGUUGAAAAAUUAAACAGUGCGGAAGAGCGAUCUCUUCUUCUAAAAAAGGAGAAUCAAACUUUGCAGUUGGAGCUGGAAACACUUAAACUGAGUCGCCAUGAUAUUUUAGAGCAAAAGUUAUCUACUGAUCGUGUUUUAAAGUCACUUCAGGUGUCUUUGAAGAUGAUGGAGAAUGAAAAAAUGGGACUUGAAGAUAUCUGCAAGAAGCUUGAAGAUGAAAAACAGCAUCUUUUGGAGAGGUUGAAAAUUUUGGAGAGCGUAGAAGAGAAAAAUGUAGUUUUGGAAAAUUCUCUUUCAGAUGUUCAUGUUGAGUUGGAAGGAUUGAGAGAGAAGAUAAAAUCAUUAGAAGAGACAUGUGAUUCUCUUCGCCGACAGAUUUCUGUUCAUAUCUCUGAAAAUACUGUGCUCAUUGCCCAGCUGGAGGUUGUGUCCAAGCAAAUGGAGAAACUUUCAGAGAAAAAUACCUUCUUGGGGAACUCCCUGACUGAUACAUAUGGUGAACUUGAAAAUUUGAGAGGAAAAUUGAAGGGGUUGGAAGAAUCCUUCCAGUCCCUUAAUGAUCAGAAUUCGGCUCUUCUUGUCGAGAAAAAUACUUUGCUUGUGGAGAUGGGCAGCAUCAACCAAUGUUUGAAGAGCUUGGAGAGGAGGCAUGCAGAAUUGCAGCAAAAAUAUCUAGCUCUUAGAAAAGAACAAGAGCUGGCUCUUGGACAAGUUCAAGAACUUCAUGAUGUCUUGGAAGCUGAGAAGCAAGAGCAUGAAAACCUUAUUCAGUCAAGCAAAAGAAGGCAGGAGAUGCUGGAUAACCAAAUACAACUUCUUCAAGAGGAAGCAUGGAUCAAGGAUGAUCAGUUUGAAACUGAACAGCUCAAAUAUAUGAAUGCACAGGUUGAAAUUUUCAUUUUGCAGAAAUGUUUGCUUGAAAUGGAAGAAAGUAAUCUGCUGCUUUCAAGAGAAUGCCAGAAGAACAUAGAAACAUUAAAGUGCUUAGAGAAACAAAAGUCUGAUCUUGAGCACGAGUAUCUUCUUCAAAAGCAAACAGUAGCUUCCUUGUCAGAGCAUAAUGAGAAACUCAAUGAGGGUAUUCAUGGUGUGCUGAAGGAGCUCCGGAGCAAUAAGCAAUGCCAAUCUAUUGAUGAUAUGAGAGAUGAACUGCUUCUGCAAAUUGUGAAGGAUGAAACUAAACACCUGCUUAGUUCUCUAUCAGAUGUCCAGGAUGAAAACCAAAGCCUGAUUCUUGAUAGAUUGGUUAUUCUUGCCAUGCUGAAGCAAGUCAGUCUUGAUGCAAUGGAUAUGAGAUCGGAAAAGGAUUUCCUUGUGCAAGAACUUAUCCUAAGGAAUGAGGAAUUGGCAUGUUUACAAAGUGAGAAGCAUGAGCUUAUGGGAACCAAAGAACAAUUGGUGUUGGAUGUACAGAAUAGCAACAAGAGACAAGAUGAAUUAAAUCAAGAAAUAAAGGAUCUUCUGGGUCAAUUAGCAGACUGGAAAGAACAUCACAACAUCUUAAAAGGCCAAAAUUUGAAGCUGCUUAAUGAGUAUCAGUCUUUAUCUAAUAAAUUUGAUCACUUGAGGGUGAUUAAUGAAGCAUUGGAAGAGGAAAACAGAAGCAUUCUUUCAGAGGCGAUGACUCUAGAAUUCCUUUACUCCUUUUUCCAAAGUGUUACUGCUGAACGCACAGUGAAAUUGGGGUCAUUCAGUAAUGAUUUAGACAGUCUUUCUUCAGCUAAGAAUGAACUUGACCAGGAGAUCAGAGCAUUGAAUGAUAAAAUAAUACAAAUUGAAGUAGAAAACACAGAUCUGAAGGACACGCUUGUAAAUUUUGAUGAAUGCAAGAAUCACUUGAUGGUUCUAGAGAAUGAUCUCGAAGCAGCCAGAAAUGUUGUUUGCACCUUAUCUGAAGAAAAUAUUCAUAAGGAUAAUGAGGUUGUGUCGCUUCAUCAGGUCAAUGAGUUGCUUAAUGGGAAAAUUGGCAAAUUGCAUAAAGAAGUUGAACAAGCUAAGCAAAGGGAAGAACUUCUAGCUUCUGAAUUGCACAACAGUGAGAAUGAGCUCAAAUGCUGUGAAGUUGAAACCGCAACACUGUUAGAUGAAUUACAUCUGAGCACAACCAGUGCGGCAAUAUUUGAAGAUAAGUUAUUUGAGCUGAUACUAGAAGCGAAAGCUCUUGAGACUAGUGGCCUGGUACAGAGAGAGAUGUUAAGCAAAGCGAUCAGUUUGAGAGAUGCAUACCAGAGUGAGUUAAAAGAAAAGAUUUGUGCCCUGGAAGGAGAAAACAGAGACAUGAAGGCUGGUAUCUGUGCAUACACACCCCUUGUAAUGUCUCUGCAUGAUAGCAUUGCUUUGUUGGAAGAAUCCAUCUUCCCACAAGCAGAAUACCAUGCAUUAAACAUUCAGGAAAAACAGGGCAAUCAACAAGGGAGUGAAGAUAAUACUAGAAGUAUACAAGCAGGAGUUCUAGAGUUGCAAAAAUUACUUUCCAAGGUGGAAACACUCCGGAAGGUGGUGAUGGAGAGCAGGCAAUCUGAGGGGCAAGACAAGAAAGGUUCUAAUGUUAUAGUUGUGGCUGAGAGCGAUGAACUCAAAGAUUUAAUGCUAGAAAAGAAGACCUCAGGCCAAAAAGAAGACAAAGAAGAAAAAGCUCGGAGAGAUAUCUUACUUCUAGAAGAUGUCAAGGUACCUGAAGUUCGUCUUAAACUUCAAGAGGAUGCUGAAAUGGCUCAAGAAAAUGAUAUCCAGAUAAUGAAAGAUAUUCAACUUGAUCGUGUUUCUAGUUCUUCAGCUUAUAAGAAUGAUGUUAAUUCAUAUGGACUGGAAACAGUAGAAAAUUCUCGAGAUGAUAUUCAGAUACUUGAGCCAUGGGGAACAUCUGGAGCAGACAGAGGAAAGCAUGCGGAGAAUGUGUUGUCUCCAUCUAGACGGCACAAAAAGCGGUACCAUGAAAUCCAAGUAGUAGAAGAACAGAAGAAUGAACAUCCUUAUCUUCUUGUAGCUGAGAAAGAGUUGGGCAUUGACAAGCUAGAGCUAACCAAGAGAGUUUCUGGUUCACGUCAAGAUUGGAACAAAAGGGUCUUGGAAAGACUUGAUUCUGAUGGAAAUAGGCUCUCUGUUCUUCAAGCGAGUGCCGAGGAACUCAAGGGUCAAAUGGAGGCAUUUGGCAAGGGCAAAUACCAUGCAAGUUUUGAAUUUGAUACCAUCAAAGCUCAGUUAAAAGAAGCUGAGGGAACAAUACAUGAGUUGAUUGGUCUAAACAAUGUGUUAAAGAAAAAGGUUGAACAUCACUCUGGAUCCUCUGGAAGUCUAGACAGUUUAGUUAGUGAACAGCAAGGACUCGGAGACAGAAGCAAGAGGCAAAUCUCAGUAUCGGCACGAAGAGGGUCAGAAAAGAUCGGACGGUUGGAGUUAGAACUGCAGAAAAUUCAGUACAUUUUGCUGAAACUCAAGGAAGAACAUGAGAACAUGAUUGCUAGAGCUACUGGAAGAAGACGAAGAGUUAUUCUGCGAGACUAUCUGUAUGGAAGGAAAAACAGCCGGCGAGACUUGAAACCCCGAUUAUGUGGGUGUGUGAGGCCUAAAACUGACAGUGAUUCCCUAACCCUAGGAAGGAGGAGAGGAAUGGCCGGAGCCGGAGGAGAAGGUAUUUCUUUGAAGGAUCAGGGCAACGAGAACUUCAAAGCUGGGAAUUACUUGAAAGCUGCUGCACUUUACACUCACGCCAUCAAACUUGAACCCUCGAACCAAAUCCUUUAUAGCAAUCGUUCUGCUGCAUUUCUACAUCUAGUUAAGCUCACCAAAGCACUUGCUGAUGCUGAGACAACAAUAACGUUGAGUCCUCAAUGGGAAAAGGGUUAUUUCAGAAAGGGGUGUGUUUUGGAAGCUAUGCAACGUUAUGAUGAGGCUUUGGCUUCAUUUCAUGAAGCUCAAAAGUAUAAUCCACAGAGUGUCGAAAUAUCAAAGAAAAUCAAGAGGCUCUCGCAGUUAGAUAAGGAGAAGAAGCGAUCCCAAGAAGUGGAGAAUAUCAAAUCUAAUGUUGAUAUGCGGAAUUUCUUUGGUCCCUUGAAACCUGAAAUAUUGGACAAAUUUGGAAAUGCAGAAGGAUGCGAGGAUGUCUUUUCAUUCAUAGUCGAGACCAUGGAGUCAGCUAUAAAAACCUAUCAUGAAACUGCGAAGUUGGAUCCAAGGGUCCACUUCCUUCUUGAUAAGCAGAGGACUCAGACUGAUAAAUAUGCACCAGCGGUAAAUAUUGAUAAGGCAUUUGAAUCACCUGACACGCACAGUGACUGUUUCUCCUUUCUAAGGCAGUAUGCAGAAGAGUCAUUUUCUGGGGCUGCUUGCUUGGUUGCACCCAAGAAAAUAAUAUCAUACCCUCAGGUUUGGAAAGGCCAAGGAUCAAGGAAGUGGAAGCAAUCACACAGUGAUGGUUUCUUUGUGCAAUUUGAGUCACCUGCUAUGCGGAAAUUAUGGUUCGUUCCUAGUUCAAAUGAAAAGGGUCAGACCUUAUGCAGGGAUCCUGAGGUUUUAGACAUCAGUGUUCAUGAACUGCUUCCGCGCUUGUUCAAAGGAUCCACUCCGGCUAGAUGAGCUUCAUGCAUUGGUUUAUACAAUCCAACUGAUUAAAGUAACAGGAGCAGAUGGUGAUGCAUCUCGAACCUGUUUUCGGCAAGAUUUCUGAGCUUAGAUUGCAAUUAUGAAAUUUGCUACCAGUUUUGUAAUUGUUGUGCAACUUUUAGUUUUCCAUAUAUGUUCUAGAGCUGUUCAUUUUUUGGUUGUUUUUUUUUUUGUUUUCAGAAUUAUUGUGUGGCGUAUAAAUCUUUGAUUGAUCUGUGGAACUUGGCUUU